Molecule: messenger RNA, 7277 nt
Organism: Ascoidea rubescens DSM 1968
Lineage: Eukaryota; Fungi; Ascomycota; Saccharomycetes; Ascoideales; Ascoideaceae
Exons: 1
Coding region: 478-7167 (2229 amino acids)
Source: RefSeq, a predicted model, not a curated record
GAAAAAAUAAACACAUUUAUUAACUCAAUUGAUUCUUCUUUGAAUAUUGAAUUAAUCAACUCAAAUGCAAAAGGAAAAGUUGCAAAAAAGAAUUUUAAAAGUCUUUACAGUAAAUUUUUUAAAACUUUAGCUUCUAUUUAUCCAUUAAUUUAUUUAAAAUUAACUAUUGAAGAUCCUUCAAUAAUUUUAAAAAAUUUCUCGUUUAAUGAUGAUAAAUUGCUUAGGAUUUUAAUAUUAAGUUUCAACUUAAUCAGUUAUGAGUUAGAAUCAAAGAAGGCACAUUCAAAGAUGUUUUCAAAAGCAUUUAAUAGUUUUCAUAAUUUAAGUUGUUCAUUGUUUCAUAGAAUAGAGGUUUCUGGAAUACAUCUUUCAUAUAAACAAUCAGAAUUAGAUAAUCCUUCAUUAUUUCAUUUUUUCCAUCCUGCACACAAAAAAACUAAACCUGUUUAUCAUGUGGAUGAUGUUUUUUCUGCUGAUAUGAAUGAUAGUGAUGAUAAUAUCUCAAUCCAUUCCACUAUUAGUUCAACAUCAACACUUUUGAAAGCUGAUUAUUUCAACAAAGCUGAAGAUAUAUUAAGUUCAGAUUUUUUAAUUUUUAAAAUCAAAUUAGAAAAUCUACCAGAUUUCCAGUUUUCUUCAAGUGUAUGCAUUCAGUCACUAAAUAUUGAUUUAUCUGAUUUGGUGAUUUUAACUGGGAUUUCAAAGAUUUUUGAAAAUGUUUUUUUACCUAUGGAUGAUAAUUAUUUAUUGGAGUCCAUCAAAAUCAACAAAAAGUUAAAUAAGACAUUGAAACCUGAAAAGAAAUCCACAAUUGAACAAAUUUUAUUUCAACAUUUACCUGAUUGGUUUACUAUCUUUAGCGUAUCGUUUUCAGAUUUUAGUUUAGUUUUAGGAGCUAGGUCUAUAUUUAUGGAAGCCGAUUUAUUAAAACAAUUACCGUUGUCAUACUCAAUUCCAAAUGAUAUGAUAGAAGACAGUCUAAGAAAAAUUUGCUAUAAAUUUGAUAAUGCUUCAUGUUUAUUAACGCGAAACAACUCCUGUCUCGGGGAUGACGAUAAGAUUCUUUCUAAAAUAUUUGCUAAAACUCAGGAUCGUGAUUCGGCAAAAGAAGAUACAAAAAGCAAUCAGUCAUUUUAUGGAGAUAUCAGCUUUAAUGGGACUAGCAGCACCUCAGGAGAGUCCAUUUCUGAAGAUGAUGACCCUUACUGGCUAGUGGAUUUUAAAAUCAAAAACCUCAUUGGAAAAACUAUCAUGGAACCCAGCAAUGAAAAGAUUUUUUACUUACAAUCAAAGAACUUUUUUAAAAUGCCAAUGGUUGAGCUAACUUCUAUUGCAUUUCAUAAAAAAGAUUACUUAAAGGAUUUACUUAAAGUAAACGUUUCAGUUGAUAGAUUCGAUUUGCUUUUUUCUCACAUUAUUUACUUUUUAAUUGUGUCUUCCGUGAGUUUGAUUAGAAACACUGUUUUCUCGUUUUAUAAAAAAGUUUCAAAAUCACCUAUACCAAUCGUUGAAAACCAGAUACUGAAUAAAAAUAAUGGCUUCAAUAGCUCGAUACUUGAUUUCUUGGUUUUAAGUGGUGAUUUUGGCUCGAUUGAUAUUGUCUUGCAACUACCUAACAAUUUUAAAAUGCGUUAUGAAAACUUUCAUUCUCAUAUCAAAUUAACACCCGAUAUGCCUAGUAUUUUUUCAAAUUCCGAGGUUCUCAGGCUUUGUGUGAAAUCUCCAACUGUUUCUGGAUUUUGGGCGACACUUGUUAAUGUCAACUAUUGUCAACUUUUAUUGAAUUUUGACAAUUUACUAGAAUACAUACGAUGCAAAAAUGAAAAACAGAUAGAUCUUGAUACAGUGCUUGAAAUUUGUUCUCACUCAAUUAGAUUUUCUAUUCCUCACCAAUUUGUCAUUCAUAAAUUAUUUGAUAAUUUGGGAACGUUUUUAAAGGUUGCAAAGCAAUUGAAUUACUCUUUAAAAAACAAUUCACCGGGGAUUGUUAUCAAACCACAUGCUGUACCCCCUGUUAUUUUUCCCAAGAUUCAUUUAAAAUCCAGAAGAGGGAUCUUUUCAAUGGAUGAUGAUCCAUUUGAGAGUGAGUUAAGUAUGAUUUUCCAAAUUGGUAUAGCUGAACAGAAAGAGCGACUUUCCAAGCUUAACUUUUUUAUAGAAGCAGCAAAACAUUCAUUUCAUGACGAAGACGUUAGCUUAGAAGAAUCAUCGUGUUUUUCUGUGGUUUUGAGAAAUAAAAAUAGUAUAUUCAGUAUAAAGGAUUAUUAUAAAAUUGAUGAUCAGGAUAAUAUUUCUUCGAAUUUUAUGGAAAGAGAAAGUGUGUCUCAGAAAUUGGACGUUUUGCAAAGAAAUUUAUCCAAAUCUUGGCUAAAAAGAGUUGAGGUGUAUAAACAAAAAAUGGCUCAAGAAAUUUCCAAUAAUGCUGAUUUUCUCUAUGGUUUACUUUCAAAUAAUAUGGGAUCUCAUAAACAUUUGAAUAGAAGAUUGUUAGAAAAUUCUCUUUAUCCCCCUCUUAUGAGUAUAAUACUAGAAAAUUUAGACUUAAAGAUAGAUCGUGUCGAUUUUCCCAUUGAUUCCAUACCCAAGUAUAUUCAUGAUAUUGGAAAAGGGGUCCCCUAUGAUACUGAGUAUACGCUUUUAUUGCCCUUCAACAUUGAUUUAAAAUUAUCCGAGUUAAGAGUUCAUUUAAGGGAUUACCCAUUGCCACUAUUAUAUAUUCCUUCUAUUUCUGAUAAUCAGUUUUCUAGUAUUCCUUCUGUUCAUAUUCAUGGAAAUUGUAUUAUUGCUGAAGAUUUUUUUGACUCUCCUUCCAAUAUUAGAAAUGUUUUUGUGCCACUUGUUUAUUGUUGCGAUCAAAGAGAAAAUCUUUGUUUAUAUUCUUUAUUGAUUCCCAGAACUGUUGCAUCAAUCAAAAUGUUUCCAAAUUUAGUUGUUGAUAUAAACACAAGCAAGCCUACAAAGUUUACUUGGGGUUCAUCGCAGACAGCAUGUAUUCAGCAAAUUAUGCUUAUUUUUGAUGCCUUCACCAAGCCUCCAUUGGAUCCUUCAGAUAAAAUUGGAUUUUGGGAUAAACUUAGAGCAAACGUUCAUGCUAGAAUUCGUUUCAACUGGAACGAUCAUGGGGACUUGCACAUAUUAUUUAAAGGGUCAAGGUCUCCAUACGAACUAACUGGUUCGGCUGCUGGUUUUAUUCUAUGCUUCAAGGGGAAUGUGAUAUUGGAUCUUAAUCGAAAUGAUGAUCCAAAAGAUUUUCUUGUAGUGGAUGCAGACCAAGUUAUGUGGGUUAUUCCUAAUCAUCUAGCGGAGCCUUUGUUGGUGUGGUCUAGACAUUCUUCAGAGUCUGUUUUCUUACCUACUUCUUCUUUAUUUGUAUCAUCUAUUGCUAAUUACUAUUUGGAGGAUGAUUAUAAAACAGAGUUGCCUUUUGUCAAUCGUGGUGUAAUAGCGGAAAUGUCUAAACAUUAUUUUGAAAAGGUAACUAUUCAGCUUUCUGGAAAUGUUCAGUUUAAGAUGGGGAUCAAUUUUGAGAGGAUGAUAACAAAAACGCAAAGGUCAUCUGAAUUUACUCCACAUUAUUUGAUUAAAUUGACAAAUCCAGAUUAUGUUGAAGACUUAAGUAAAUAUGAUGCCUAUGAAAAGUUCAGAAGUCAUUUUGUUCAUAUGGCCUUUUCAUUGGUAUCGCCUUCAACCUCAAAUUCUAGAUUAAAAACUCAAAAAGGACCUUAUAAUACUGUUCAUUUGACUCAGCGGUCUAUAGAACAUUUCUUUGCUUGGUGGAAGUUAUUUUCUGGAAACAUGUCACUACCUAUACGUCAUGGUAAGAUCUUUGGACCCGAAACCUCUACUAAAAAGUUUGCUCAAUAUUUGGACAGUAUCAAGUAUCAAUUUUUGAUUUCUCCAUUAUUUAUGUCACAUUUUCAAAGAGACAAUGAAAAAGAGCUAUCAUUGAAUGAGGUGUAUUCGUAUGGCAUGAAAGGUAAACUUGAUUCUUUUGCUCUUGAUCUUCAUCAGAAAAAGGAGUUGUUUGUCAAACAUUACGAGAAAUUAAACUUGACAAAACGAGUAACUCAGAUGAAAUUUGAGGUUGGAGAGAUGAUCAUAUCGAACUUUGACAUUAGAAUUAUUGAAGGAAUAUUGAAAAAUCAAGUGCCCAAUGGUACUUAUUCAGGCAAUCAUUCAGCUAAGGUCAGAACUUUUGACAAUGAUCUUUCGUGGUACGAUAGAAACGAUUUUGAGGAAGUUGGGACUAAUUCAUUAGAAACUUAUAAGGCGACAGCCCGGAUAUUUCCUCUCAUGUUCACACCUCAUUUAUCAUAUUAUAGACAGACCAAUUUUGAUGAAUCUUAUGUGCUUUCUAACAAUAACAAUUGUGUUGCGCACGAUUGUAUAUUGGGAAAGAACUACUGGAUAGACACACAAUUCAAACUCACACAAGAACGCAUGGAUCAAAUUAAAAAGGAAAUUCAACUUCAUAAAGCCACUCUUGAAACAAAAACAUUUGACGAUAAACAUUAUAGCGUUUCUUUACAAAAGAUAAUAGAAAAUUUAGAAAAGAGAUUUCUGGAUUUGUGCAAAAUACAUGAAGAUCUUAUGGUAUUCAAGGAAAAUCCUACUUCCUGCGAUGCAACAUACUUACAAGAUGUUGAUUUUUCGGAAAAUGAAAAGUCCCGCUUUAAUAAUCAAUUUAUUGUUCACAAUAUGUUAUUAAAAUGGAAUGUCCACAACAGAAAUUUUUUUUACAAAUACAUUCAUUUGGUUAACUUAGAAAGCACUAUGGACGAGUAUUUAGGAAAUAAGGCUGUUUCUUAUUUCCGAGAUAUAAUAGUUGAGCAAAAUGAUCGAUCUGAUGAAGCCGCAUUGAAAUCCACUUUAUCUAGAAUUGAAGAGGAAAGCAAAGAUCACAAUCAACCUUUGCAGUUCUCAUAUGAUAAAAAGUCUUGUGUUGACAGACUUAAGUUUUUUGAAGAAGAUUUAGCAGCUGUAAAUGAAAACGAUGUUAAUCUCUCUCAUGAAAAUGAUUAUUGUUUUAAAUUAAUAUUACCUCAAAUUCAAUUAAUCAAGGAUGAAAAUGUUGAUUCAUGUGUUCUUGUUAUAGCUCCAAGCAUUCAGUUGAAUAUUGUUUCUAUUAUUGAGAAGAAGUACAAACAGAUAGAAUUAUUGGAAAAAGAGGAAACAGAUGUUAUUUCCGUUGAAAAAAGGUUUGGGGCAAUUCUUAACCAAGCCAAUGUUUUUGUUUUUUCUAAAGGAGAGGUUGCAACAAAUGCAAAUAAACUCUUUACUGGAAUCAAAAACUACGGAUCUCUUUCCAACUGGCCUCCAUGGUUGGGUCCUGAAUCUUGUCAUAACAAUAAUUUGCUAUCGAAUAAUUUAUUAUUGGAAAAGACAUCAAUAACAGUUAGAUAUGAUCGUGUGAAUCCAAUGGUGCUUAUGGAUGAAAAUUAUGGGUCUAUCAGAAGAAACAAAGUUAUUGUGGAAUGUCCAAAAGUUGUUGUUUCGUGUGAUUCUUCACAAUAUUCAGCUUUCUAUUCUAUAAUCAUUAAUUUAUUAAUUUACAGUGAGCCCACAAGCAAAACGUUGAAUGAAAAAUUAGAAAAAAUGAUAAUCAAGUCAGACCUUUCAAAUCUUUCGAGUUAUUUGGAUCAGCUUAAGUUCCUUCAAGAGACGGCCAAGUUGUUGCGCAAAUUAGAAUUGUGUUAUUCGUUUAGAAAGCCGUUAUUACUGGAAAAUGAAUUAAGCGACUACUCAGCGAUUGGAAAUCAAAAAUAUGAAACUUUAGUUCAAUUAUAUCUUUUAAUGAAAGUUGUUAAUUUGGGAGGAAAAAAAUACCAGGAGUCGCACGAUACUUUGGAAUGGGCAAUUAGAGCCGACCAAAUAAUCUUGCAUAUGUUAGAGGAUGAUAGAAAACCAUUUCUAGAUGUUGCUUUAGCUAAUUCUAAGUUUAAUCGAUUAGAGAGUCCCGAUGGUUCAAAUCGUAAUGCAAUUGAUAUUGGAAUAAUUCAAUGUUUUAAUUUGGAGAAAGAUGUAUUGUAUCAAGAAUUUUUUUCACCAUUUACUCCAAAAGGUUCAGAGCCCAAAAGUCUGUCAAAAAGUGAUAAUUUAGUUAGAAUUGAGUGGAAAAUGGACAAACCAGUUGGGGGAAUCAAAGUUAUUAGAAAUUUUAAUGUGAAAUUGCAACCAGUUAAGAUUCAAUUAGAACAAAAAACUGGAGAAAAAAUAUUUCAUUAUUUGUUUCCAAAUGAUUAUAAUCAGGUAUCAAUAGUCGAAAAUGGUGGUGGAAAUCAAGAUUCUACGUUAGUUAGUGGUUCCAGUACACUUACAAAUUUUCAAAGCAGAAAGAAAAAUAGUGAGUUAAGGUCCAAACAACGAAUUAUUGAAUAUGAAGACGACGAAGAUGAUGGGAAGGAGGAGGGGGACGAUGAUGAUGAUGAUGAGGAUUACAGUGAUACAUCAUUUUCUAGUAAUUCAAUGAACAGUAGAAUUGUAUUAGAUGAUGGGUACGAUGAAGAAAGUGAUGAUGAUGGGGAUGAUGAUGAUGAAGACAAUGGAUCUAAUGGAUCUAAUGAUGGAUUUUCAAUUAGAAAUGGAAGCAAGUCAAGCUCAUUAAGUCUGAGACAAGAUACCAAAAUCAGUCUAAAAGAAGAAGGAGGAACUCCUGUUAAUCGAAAGUUUACAUUAAGAAGUCACAGAAUAAAUGGUAUUCAAAACAAUUCAACAACAUUAACAAGUUUGCCAAAUAUUGAAGAACAAGAUGAAGUUGAUGAGAUGAUUGGCCGAGCAUCAAAAUAUCUAAGCAUCGUUUCAUUCCAAGUCAAUCACUGUAUAUUGUGCGUUAGUUAUAAAGGUGCCGGUAAAACUAAGCUAAUUAAUGUGAAUGAUUUUGUUUUGAAAUUACCACUAAUUCAUUUUUCCAAUAGGGUCUGGACGUUGUUGGAUCUUGCAAUGAAUUUGAAGAAAAUUGUUAUAAAAUCACUAUUGGCACAUACGGGGCAAUUGAUUGGAAAUAAAUUAAAGCAUCAUAGAAAUAAAAAUAAGAAGAUUAUGUUGCCAUUGAGACAAUUGACACAUUAUGAAUCUUUUACAUCGAUAUCUGACUUAAGAAAAAAAUCUGUUCCUAAAGUUCUAUUAAGAAGUAGCAGUAGCAAAGAUGAAGAAGAUAAGGAAUUAUAAAGUUGCAUUGGGUUUUUAAGUUGAUGCUACAUAAUGUUAUUUAUGCUAUCUUUUUACGUUUAUUAUCAAAUUUAAUUUAUUUUUCAAAUUAAAUUUGAUUUCAGUUUCGG